GAGCUUCCCGCCAACUUGAAGGCUUUCUACGAUGCCAACAUCAACGGCAAAUGCCCGAACCCCAAAUCCAUCGAAUACGACUCCGCAGAGGGCCAGACGGACACUCAGUACUGCGAGGACCCUGCCUCCAAGGCCCUCUACCUCAAGGACAACAAGAAUGGCUACGCCGACCUCGACAUCGACUGCGAUGGUGCCAACAACAGUGGAGGAAAGUGCGGUAACGAUCCCACUGGACAAGGCCAGACUGCCUUCAGGGACACGGUCAAGGAAUUCGGUAUUCCGGACUUGGACGCCAACAUCCACUCCUACAUUGUUCUCGGCAACGACAACUCGGUCGAAGAGGGCGACGGUGGCGAGAAGUUCGACCCCCAGAGUCUCGGCAUCAAGCCUUUGUCCGUCGUCGCCAUCGUCUGCGGAGGCCAGCUCUUCUACGGCGUCUGGGGUGAUGUGAACGGUGGAAAGCUCGUCGGCGAGACCUCCAUGGCUGUCGGCGACCUUUGCUUCCCCAACGAAGAUCUCUCCGGCAACAAGGGCCACGGCGACCACGAUGUUCUCUACCUCGCCUUCCCUGGUGACGAGGCCCUGCCUGACAGCGACACCAAGUGGAAGGCGUCGAGCACUGCCGAGUUCGAGGAGUCGCUCGCCACGGUCGGUGACGGCCUCGUUGCAAAGCUU
Aaosphaeria arxii CBS 175.79 is the source of this 675-nucleotide messenger RNA. Its product is annotated as glycoside hydrolase family 75 protein. The transcript has 2 exons. The annotation marks the transcript as partial. Lineage: Eukaryota; Fungi; Ascomycota; Dothideomycetes; Pleosporales. The record is from RefSeq and is a predicted model, not a curated record. Gene Ontology annotation, molecular function: chitosanase activity.